Molecule: messenger RNA, 2169 nt
Organism: Psylliodes chrysocephalus
Lineage: Eukaryota; Metazoa; Arthropoda; Insecta; Coleoptera; Chrysomelidae
Source: the annotation of a GenBank genome assembly
CCCUGCGUCAUCUAUCGAUCGUACCACAAACUACACCCGUUUAAAAAUCAAUAAAUAAACACGCGUUUCUAAUUCUAGAAACAGCAAAAGUUAAAUCAAUAUCAUGUACAUGCACUAAACUAGUUAAAAUGUCUCAUUCUUCUCAAGGAGUUUAUAUUCCUUUACCACAAUCUCUUAGUGAUUCUGAUUCAGAAAAGGAAGAAAAAUCAAAUUAUAUAAGUAAUGGUGUGAACUCGUCUAAAAUUAAAUUUUCACAACCUAAAAAUGGACACACACAGAUGCACGAAUACGAAGAUAAUAUUGGAAAAAUUAAGAAUUUAAAUAGAAAAUUAUCUACUCGUCGUAGAGCUGCACUUGUUUUUUCUAUAUUUCUAUGCUUUUUACCCAUUGUUGUAUUUUUAUGGAUAUUACCUUGUCAAGAUACAAACACUUGUUCAUUAAAAAUAGGUAAUUGGGAAUCAAUUCAUGAAAAUUUGGAGUUAAUGGGGCCAAUAAAUUUAGUGAGAGGAAUAUUUCAUAAGAAUUGGAAUCUAGCACUGAUUUAUAAAGGUAGUUAUAGCAAUCCUAAAUCUUUUAAAAACGGAGUAAUUUCGUUACUUGGAAAUAAUGGUGCUGUAGCGUGGGAUUUUCAGCAACAAAGUUAUCCACAUGAAAUAAAUUGUACUACAAUAGAUGUAGAAAGUAAUGGCUAUUAUGAUUGCCUCGUGGUAGAUAGUAGGGGUUUAAAGGUGAUAGAAACGAUAUCUGGUGAAGCUCUUUGGCACGCUCACAGUAUAGAACAAAAAUCGAUACCAGAACUAGAAAUGCCUAUUAAGAUAGAAGACUUUGAUAAUGAUGGUACAAAUGAGUUAUUAGCAGUAUACAAAAAAAGUGACUUGCUAAUCAUAUCAGGAAAGACUGGUCAGGCGCUCUCAAAUAUUAAACUACCUUCAAUUUGUUCAUCUAUAAAACUACUAAAGACUGGGAACCUAAAUUCAAUCAAAUAUAUAUGUUCAAAAACAGAAGGCAUAAAAGCAACAUAUGAAACAUCAAUGAGCGAUAUUAAAUCAUAUUACUUAAAUUCAGGAGCGAAUAUAAAAUUAAAUGUUGUAGAAAAUGAAGAUAACUCAACAUUUUACCAAGCAGGGGAUAAAAAAUUAAUUAUAGAAAAUUUAAAUAUUUGUCCAAUAUGUCAAAGUGUAGUGACUCUUUAUAGUUCUAAUAAUACUAAGCUACAUUUAUGGAAAUUUGAUAAUGCAGUAGUAAUGAACCCGAUACCAUUUACAUUUCCAUCUUCAAGGCCUUUGUAUUCUUUUGAAACUUACAUACACGGGUUCAUUUUAAAAAUGUGGUACUGGCAAGAUAAUUCUUUAAAACUGUCACCAGUUACCAGAAUUUAUAAAAGAAAUGUUCCAGUACAUAAUGAAACAUUUCACUUAAACAAAGUAUCAGAAAGAAUUAUUUUGAUAAUUCUCAAAGAAAAUGAUGUACAGAUUGAAAAUGUUAGUUUAACAGAUAUUUACUUAAUCUGCAAUGGACCUCAGCACAAUAAUUGUCAACCGGAUUUCAACAAUCAAAAAGAUUCUCUAUUGAUAGCAGAUCUCGAUUUUGACAAUUCUCUAGAGUUAAUUAGUUAUUCAAGUUCUUAUAAAAAAAUUGAUAUCAAUGGAGAUGACACUUGGCAUCUCACUUCUAAAAUAAAUGUAUUUAGAUUAGAAAGCGAAUUUCCUAAAUUGUUAGAAAUUAAAUAGAUAUUUAAUUUAGAUAUUUGUUUUAUUUCAGAAUAAAUGAAAAAAUUAUAUAAACAUACCAAGUAUAUUUUGGAGAGAAGACCUUCCUAUGGUCGGUCAAAUAAUUGUUUAUAUGUAUAAUUAUUACCUUUAAAUUUAAGUUUCGUCGGUCUAAUUUUUAAACCUCUUAAGUCAAAAAUUUACUGAAAAUAAGUUAUGAGUUAUAAUAUCUUACAUAGUUGUAAUUAAAUUAUUUCAGCACAUAAUACAAAAAUCAAUGCAUUUUCCGAAAUUGGAUGGUUUUUUCCUGUAGAAAUUGUCAAAACUGACUUACAAGGUUUUAAAAUUAGGCUGAUGAUUUAUAUUUUGUAAGAUCAUUUUGUGGUUAAAUAAUAAAACAGUGUUUCAUGAUUUAUAUUUUGUAAGAUCAUUUUAUUGUUAAAUAAUAAAACAGUGUUUC